Molecule: messenger RNA, 270 nt
Organism: Bipolaris zeicola 26-R-13
Lineage: Eukaryota; Fungi; Ascomycota; Dothideomycetes; Pleosporales; Pleosporaceae
Exons: 1
Coding region: 1-270 (89 amino acids)
Source: RefSeq, a predicted model, not a curated record
AUGUCGUUCGCAACUUCAACCCAUCCCGGCGUCUCCGCUGAUGUCCGUACCACGGAGACCCGACCGUUGGAUACGUUAGUCACCCUGACAUGCUGCAGAAUCUCGUCAUACUUUAUUCUCGUGUCCGAUUUUCAAACGAGGAUCUUGAACAGCAACCCGAAUGACUGCCUAGCGACUAGAGACUUCGGGUGUCAAAGAAACCCAAUGAUUACAUGGCGGUGGCAAACCCUUCUCCCAGCAUCCUAUCAAACGUGCAGUUACGGUAUAUGA